Molecule: messenger RNA, 411 nt
Organism: Caenorhabditis remanei
Lineage: Eukaryota; Metazoa; Nematoda; Chromadorea; Rhabditida; Rhabditidae
Exons: 2
Coding region: 1-411 (136 amino acids)
Source: RefSeq, a predicted model, not a curated record
AUGGAUGAUGGAGAGGUGUUUGGGGUGGAAGAGGAAGUGGAGGAUCCGGAGAUUAUUGAGCCACCGAGAGUUCCCCAGCCACAGAUGGCACCUCUACAGAUGCCGCCACCACAGUAUAUGACCCCUUGGAUGAGAGGCCCCGCCUACCAGUUUGUGGUACCUGGGAGCCAAAUGUAUUAUGUGUCACAACCUGGAAAUCCAGAAAGUUCUACACCGGAAGAAGAUGAAGGGAGAUCGAAGAGACAGAUUCCACAAAAUAAUGAGCCAGGACCAUCAACGAGUAAUGCCAGAGAGCCGCCCGAGAUGGAACCAGCUCCAAAGAAAAUGAGGAAAUCAGUGGAGCCAAUUUUUGAGGAAAGAAAAGUUGAGGAUCUGAUCAUAUUAGAGCCUCCAAUUGUGAAUCAACCAUGA